UCUUAGAGCCGACUCGUUCGCGAACGACCCAUCACUAUUGGCUAGAAAUUCUCAAAGGGCAAGGAACGCAACGCAACAUACAUUUGUGAAGGAGCUUUCCAUCGACAUAUACUAUAAUAGGGAUAUAGCUGAAGAAAACGGCUGUAGUUUAAUUAGCAAGAUGUAUAGACCUAAUUUGAUGUUUUUUGUUUUAUAUUUUUCUCUGGAAUGUAUUUGCCGGAGUCAAAGCGACAUCUACUCCCUGAAUUACAUCUACACUGCCCUGUCAAAGCCAGUAGACUUGCCUGGUAUCCAUGAGUUCAAUGCCAUGGGUCUGAUGAACAACAAACAGAUUGACUACUAUGACAGUGUGUCGAAGAAGAAGAUUCCCAAACAGAACUGGAUGAGGGAGAAGCUGCCAGCAGACUACUGGGAAAAAGGCACUCAGUCACGCAAGAGCAAGGAGCAGUGGUUCAAAGUCAACGUCAACAUCCUGAUGGAUCGCAUGAGGCACAACAACACUAAUCUGCAUAUUCUUCAGUGGAAACAUGGCUGUGAGAUUGACCAACAGCGUGACGGCACAGUGAAAUUCAUAAAGGGCAUCGACCAAUACAGCUACGAUGGUGACGACUUCCUGGCCUUUGAUGAUGUCACUAUGCAGUGGGUGGCCCCAGUUGAUCAAGCUCUGCCGACUAAGAGGAAGUGGGACGGGGUGCAGAUCCUCAACCAGUACACCAAGGGCUACCUGGAGAAGGAGUGUGUGGACUGGCUGUCCAAAUUCAUGGAAUAUGGGGACAAAGAAUUCAGUAGGGCUGAUUCUGCUCCAAAGGUCUAUGCAUUUGCUAAAAAAGCCAAAACUGCAGGACAUGUCCGACUGACCUGCAUGGCCACAGGUUUCUAUCCCAAAGAUGUAGAAAUGAAUAUUAAGAAGAAUGGUGUUCCAUUGACCAAACAUGAUGGAGUGCAGUCUGCAGGAGUUCUACCCAAUGAUGAUGAGACCUACCAGAUCAGGAUGAGUGUGCAGAUCCCAGAGGCAGACAAGGAAACGUAUGAAUGUUAUGUCCACCAUAGAACAUUGGAGGAGCCAAUUGUGAUAAAAUGGGAUGGAAAAUGUUGUGAUUGCAGUAGUUUCAAUGCUGUAGUCAUUGGGGCUGUAGUCAUCACCUUUAUUGUAGUUCUGAUCUUGGUGGUCCUCUUUGUUCUGCACAGAAGAGGGACAAUUGUGAUUCAUGGCUUGAGAACUAGAGCCAAAGAUGAUGAAAGCAGAACCUCAUCAGACUCUGGUAAAGGCAGUCAGAACGCAGGGUCCUCAGACAGUGGCAGUGGGGAGGACGUUAAGAAGUCAAUGCUGCCUAAGGGAAGUGUCUAGAUGACCGUUGGUGGCCAAACUUCCUGACCGGACCAUGAAGGACAGUCAAUUCAUUUCAUCAUUUUAUAGUAUGGCUAGAGCUGUUUCGGUGUGGCCACGAGUCAUGACGGCAGUCAAAUUCCACAUGACCAUUUAGUCACGUUAAUUAGACUUCUCCAAGGUCUGAUGCUGCUGAUGGUCAUUAGUAUCCUACCAAACUGGCUAACUCUAUUGUCCCUUUAAUCACUCUGAGAUCAAUGCAAAUGUAUUCAAAAAUCGAAUCAAACAUUUCACGAGAGCCCUAGAGGUCAUGAUGCUCAAACAUUUCUAUAGGCUAUGCAAUUGCGUGAGGAAACAGAAUGAUGGUCAUUAUUAAAAAUAGGAUUCCAUCAGCUUUCUAUAUGCUAGGUCUACUAUAUUUUAUUUCUCAACUAUCCUAGUAUUAAGCACAUUGCUUCACUUUAAAACAGGAGUAUGGCCUACUGACGCAUUUGUUUCAGCUGUCCCUGUUUCUAUACAAGUGCAUGAUAAUGGUCCAUUCUAAAUCAAAACAAAUUUCACACAUAUAUUAUUUAAUAUAUGUAAAGACAACAUUAAAUCAAGAAUAGUCUGAUGGGUGACAAUAUUAGCCUUGAAUGAUGACUAUCACUUGAAUGAUAUACAGUGGCUUGCGAAAGUAUUCACUA
Messenger RNA from Salmo salar (Atlantic salmon), 2013 nucleotides. Its product is annotated as major histocompatibility complex class I-related protein 1. NCBI's taxonomy places the organism in Eukaryota, Metazoa, Chordata, Actinopteri, Salmoniformes, Salmonidae. Gene Ontology annotation, cellular component: external side of plasma membrane. The record is from RefSeq and is a predicted model, not a curated record. Gene Ontology annotation, biological process: immune response.